Messenger RNA from Cajanus cajan (pigeon pea), 426 nucleotides. The record is from RefSeq and is a predicted model, not a curated record. Lineage: Eukaryota; Viridiplantae; Streptophyta; Magnoliopsida; Fabales; Fabaceae.
AUGGGCUACACCUUGAAGAAGAAGUUUACAUGUCCUAGCCUCUUGACCAGCAAGUGUGAUCCUUCUCUCUUUGUUUAUUCCCAUGCUAAUAACAUCAUCUACAUUCUUGUUUAUGUUGAUGAUAUCAUCAUCACUGGCAAUAAUACUGCUUUCCUCAGAAACAUUGUUUCCCAGCUCAAUUCUGCCUUCUCCCUUAAGGAUCUUGGUCAAUUGGAUUACUUUCUUGGCAUUGAAGUUAAAUCCAAUUCUGAUGGUUCACUCACCCUGACUCAAAGCAAAUACGUUCGUGAUCUCCUUAGUCGCACUGACAUGGAAAACUCCAAACCUAUCGCUUCACCCAUGGUCUCUGGAUGUAAACUUUCAAAAUCUGGUUCUGAUAAAUUUCUCAAUGUGUCCUUAUACAGGUUUGUGGUUGGUGCCUUAUAG